GCGCAACCGACACUUUUGUACGGCGCUGUGUAUGAUGGAUUAAACAAAAUGGCUGCCCGUUUGUCGUUGGCGGUAUUAUUUAUUUGGUUUGCGAAAAAACGGACGGUGGAUUAUAAUUGGGUUAUCGCGAUAAGCUUAUGUGUUGCGUGAAAAGUAUCGUGGAUUUUGAGGAUACGACAGAUUUCAAGAUUCAUUUUAUCACACUUUAUGAUUUUAUAUGUAUAACUGAAAACAUGUCUAGCUCUUAUAUCGUCGAGCCGCAAGAAAAAGAAACUCAGAAACAAGAUGACACAUUGAUUAUUGUAGUUAAUGACGAUGGCACAAUAUCAGUAGAUCAAGAAACACUACAAAAUUUGAUAAUGAACCAAUCAAAUGCAAAUGUUAGCGUAGUAAGAUUGGGACAAAGCGAACCAGGUGCUAACAAUGGCGAUAUAACAUUGACAGUAGAUCCACCUACUUUUACAUCUUCGAGCAUUACGCCAAUAGGUAAUGCAACAAGUACGGAUGCAACAGGACUCGUUGAUCCUUUUAUGGAAAUGGAUCCUGAACAGUUGGAAAGAUUGGAAACUGCUCUUCAAAGUGAAGAAGCAAAACAAAUAUUGGGCGAAAAUGUUACCGCAAUGCUUGAUAUGUUAUCCGUAGAGGAACAGCAGAAGUCAAUAAAAUAUAGUGUAGAACUGGAUCAUUGUUAUACAAACAAAUCACCUGAUUCUAAACCAAAAGAUUCAUUACCAUUGGCGAGUUACGCAUCUUCCAGUGAUAUACAAUAUACACAUCCUUCUUCUCCAUCGACAGUGUCAACAAUGUCAUCACCUUCCAAUGAAAUAGAUAAACUGAAACCAACUACUAAAACCGGAAAACCAAUUGGUCGUCCUCGCAAAAAUCCACUUACUCCUACCACUUCUAAUCUUCGAUCAGCUGGGAAUUCUCCUGGGGUAUCGAAAUCAGCAGGACAUUCGAUGUCUAAAGCACAUCGAUUAUCUAACGAUGAAGAAGAAGAGGAAGAAGGUACUCCCUCACCUUCAGAGUCUUCUGAAUCAGAACCUCCAUCAGACAAUGAUUCUGACUUUGGUCCACGAGGUCCAAGGAGAGGAGGAGUCAGAGCCAGAGGUGGAAGAAAAGGUCUUACCACUAGAGGUGGCUACAUGACAAGUACACGAAAAAGAAAUUCGAAUAAACAUAUGGAUAUAGAACAAGUGCGUCGACUAGAUAUGGAAAUGGCUGCUGCUGUCAGUGCAAUGAAAACUCCUGAUAAAGAGGAUAAGAUGGGAGCACACACUUCUACCAGAGGUAGAAGAGGGUUCAAAGCAUUAGGUGUUAGAAAAAAAGAUGAAACGCUCGCUGCAAGUGAAACUGCAAUCAACGUAGAGAAACCUCUACAAACGACAAAUCAAGUAAAAGCAAAUUUAAUUAGUAGCAAUAUGGUCAAAGGUGAUAUGAUUUUAACAAAGCCUGGUCAAGGAAGAAAUAAUCAAAAAUUAACUCUUGUACAAAAACAAGUUGUGAUGAAAGCGAACGAACUUAAAAAUCUAGAUGUAAAAAAACCAAUGAUUCUCCCAAAAGGUAAAUUUUUGAAUCAAGUACAGACGAAACUUGUGUCGACGAAAGAUGGAAAAUUAGUGCAUGUACCGAUCACGUCAUCAAAACCAGUUGUAUCAAGUACACCGGGUGCUCAAGAAAAGGGAACAUUAUUACAAACAUCUCCAAUACAACAAUAUCAAGGAUUACAACAACAAGGCAAACCUAUUUCAUCUGUUGUAUCAAUGAAAGUGAAACCUUCCGAAAUAAAAAGAGAACGAAGAAAAUCUGAAAAAAUUAUGGAUCUUAUUUCUAAAACAGAAGGUGAUAAUGCAAAAACUGUAGAAAUUAAAAACAUAGACAAUAUGAAGAAACAUUCGCGUAAAGAACAUAAGAAAUCUCCAGGAUUUGUGGCAGAUACUUUAGGUCCAGCAUUAUUUUCUGCGCCUGACAUUAUUCGUCGUGUCGGUUCAAACAAUGAUUCGAAGAAUGCCGAUAAUACGAUAUCUUCUUUAAUUGCUACUAUUCCAAGCACAACUAUUGCCUGUGGAGUUGCUAAAUCGUCUGCUCAAGGAACACAAAUAAUAAGUUCAACAAAUGUUACCACUACGACUUCAAAUAUAACACAAAAUUCAGAUUCAGAAUAUACAACGAAAACUUUGAUAACAAAUACGUUGGAGGAAGACGUAUCCCAAGUCGAACGUCAUUCAGGUAUAGAAAAUGAGACGGAAAAUGUAUUGAAAGGAGAAAAUGAAAAUCAAAAAACAGAUUCAAAGGCAGACCCAGCUGAGGAAUUACAACCAUCCUUAAUUACUACCUCAUCACAAAUGAUUGAUCAAGCCAUGGCACUGCCUACUGUGUCAAAUCAUAUUAUCAAUAAACAUAGUGGCAUAGAAGGAGAAGAACAUCUUUUAGCCACGUUGGAAAUGGAAGCCAAUAAACACGAUGAGGAAUUAUUAGCAGAAGCGUUAUUAUUGCAAGAAGAACUUGGAGUUGAUUUAGGAGAUCAUGCUGCUUUGGUAGAUCAAGCUGUACCGUCUACUUCAUUAACAUCAACUCCUGCACAUGUUUCUUCGCUGGAAGCAACAACUAAUCAAGAAUUAACAACUAAGCCACCGGAUACAACGACACAAAUAUCAACAAAUGUUACACCUGAAGUAACAAAAAAGAAUACUAAAGAUGACAAAGAACCUAUACAAAUCGUUCGUGGUGGACGUGUGAUCACUUUACCACCAAUAGAGGCUCCAGCAACAAGAAGCAAACGAUUACAAGCAAAGUCAGAAGUUACUGCGCAAAAGACUCCAGAACCUAUGAAGAAAUCCGAGAAAUACGAAUCGCCGAGCGUUCAAAGUCAUUUAGAGCGUAAAGAAGAUCUACGAUUGAAUAUAAGCGAGCAAAAUGACGAGGAGGAAGAAGAUGAGGAUGACGAAGAAGAGGAGAAUUCAGAUUCAGAAGAUGACCCUGAUAGGUUGUGGUGUAUUUGUAAACGUCCCCAUAAUAAUCGUUUUAUGAUAUGUUGCGAUGUUUGCGAAGAUUGGUUUCAUGGAAAAUGCGUACACGUCAGUAAAGCAAUGGGGCAGCAAAUGGAAGAGAAAGGCAUAGAAUGGGUUUGUCCGAAUUGUUUAAAGAAAAAAGCAGAUGACAAUAAAGUGAAAAUAAAUGCACAGUUAGUAUCAGGAAAAGAAAGACAACGGCAAGAUUCGUUUAUGGAGGACUCUGCAUCUUUGAUGGAAGAAGAAACAUCGCGGCAUUCUCUUUCGCCAACAAAAGAUGCACCGUUGCCCGCUGCAUCGACUCUCGAUCAUAAUAUCGUACGAAUUUCGGGUACCACUCAAUGCGUAGUAUGCAAAAAAGAAGCUAGGAAUUCUAGUAUUUAUUGUUCGGAUGCAUGCAUCCUUGCGCAUGCCCAGGAGACAUUAACUAAGGACAAACCUGUAGCAACAAGUUCCAAUUCAAAGGCAUUGAAACAAUCACCUCUGGGAGUAACCAAAACAAAAGCGGAUGCCAGAGUAAUUGUUUUCGAAAGAAGAACUGGAAGGCUCCUUACAGGUACGGACGCACCUAAAAGAUCGAAUUUAAAGACAUGGUUGAAGGAAAAUCCAACCUUCGAGGCUGUACGAGCGGAUAGUCUUAGUCAAGUAGAAAUAGGAGGGAAGACGGUUACGGUUCUACCUGCACAACGAUUAACCAAACCUGGAAAAUCUCCGCAAUUGAUAGCUGCUAAAGCACAAGCAAUACCAAAAAUGGUUUAUACCAAUAUACCGGGUUCUAAACAAACGAUUUUAAUAGCCAGUAGUAAAAAAAUUACGAUCGCUGGUGCACAACAGCAACAGCAACAGCAACAACCACAAACGAGUACAUUGCACAAUAAACCGCAUCAAUUGAAACAAACUUUUCUUGAUACGGGUAAAGGGAAUUUGAUUUUAAAACAAACGACUAUAAGACCCGUAUCAUCGCCUCAAGCAAGAGCACAAGGAACGAUCACACAGAAACAAGCACAGAGUAAGAAACAAGAAUUGAAGGUGCUAACGCCUCAGCCGAAACAACAGGUGAAAAUAGCAGUUGUGAAGAAGCCCGAGACCGAACCUAUACGAUUGAACAUUCGAAGAACAUUGACGCAGCUUUUGUCAAGUCGUAUAAAGGAGACGGAAGAUUUAAAGCUAUCCAAUGAUGAAAUCGCUGAUCUAGCUUUUAAUAUAGAAAUGGAAAUGUACAAGUACUUCAAAGAUACCGGGGCAAAGUAUAAAGCUAAAUACAGGAGUCUUGUAUUUAAUAUAAAAGACACGAAGAAUUUAACACUGUUUAGAAAAAUUGCUGACAAAUCGUUAGCGCCGGACGCGGUUGUAAGAUUAAGUCCAGACGAGAUGGCUAGUCAAGAAUUGGCCGAGUGGCGGGAAAAAGAGACUAAACAUCAAUUAGAGAUGAUCAAGAAAAAUGAAUUAGAUUUAAUGGCACAAGCGAAGUCCAUAGUGGUGAAAACACACAAAGGCGAACAGAUUAUCGAGAAUGACGGUGGUAUUGGUUUAGUAGAUCCGAAAACACCUGUGCAAGAUAUAGUGACUGCUUUGAACAGUGGCGACAGUAUUAGUUCUAUCGAUACGAGCAAGGAAAGAGAAGACGGAGAGAGAAUAAAAUUGACGCCCGAAAUGAAAAGAUCGAAGAAUGGCGAGGAGAGUAGGAAGAAGGACAAAGAUCGGGAAAGUUCUAGGGAUGGUGGGAGAUUAAGGGAUAAGGAAGGACGAGAAAGGAGUACAAGUAGAAGCAGACAUCGUCACAAACGAGAUAGGGAUUACAGUAAGACGAGAGAACGAAGUAGAGAUAGAAAGGCUAAGAGUAAGGAGAGUAGACGAGAGAAAGAUAAAGAACGCGAGAAGGAUAAGGAUAAGCAAAGAAAUAAAGACAGAGAAAAGAUUAAGGAUAGGGAGAGGGAAAAGGAAAGGUAUCAAAACGAGAAAGAAAAGCAUAAGAGCGAUACUUGGACAAAAACGCGAAGUCGUAACGAAUCCUCGAAGGAAGGAAAGAAUGGGGAUAAAAAGGAGCAAGGACGUAAGAAGGAGAUAGAAAAGAAGAAAGAACCCACACCACCGCCCAUAGUGGAAAAACCGAUAGAGGAUCGUUUGUGGAGGCACAUCGAGGACGAAGCUACGACGAAUACCAUCGAUGGAAAUGAUUCUGACGUAUCCGACAGAGAACCGAGUUCCACCGUUACGAUUAAAACACCGGACAUCAACGAAGAACCCGAAAGAUAUACCGAUCCGGAGAUAGAGAAGGAUAUUUCCAAAACGGCAUGGCAAACGGUUUGGCGAGGAUUUGUUAACAUGGUAGAUGUUGCCAAGUUCUUCAUCACGGCUCAGGAAGUUAGUGGUCAUGCCAGGGAUCUAAUGAACGAUCUUCCAGAUACAGUAGACGUCGUUGGUAGAAUAAGUCAUGAAACUGUGUGGGAUUACAUUUCAAAAAUGAAAAAAACUGGAUCGAAAGAGAUUCUUGUUAUAAGGUUAACGGCAGCGAACGACGAGGAAAAGAUUCCUUAUAUAACUUUAUACAGUUAUUUAAAUAGUAGAAGUCGAUUAGGCGUCGUCGGUAAUGUUUCGAAAAAUAUAAAAGAUUUUUAUAUAAUGCCCUUUUCAAACCAAAGCACAAUACCGCGAGUUUUAUUACCUCUGACCGGUCCUGGUUUCGAAGAAAACAGGCCGCAUUUGCUUCUUGGUAUUAUAGUACGCAAUAGGAAGAAACGUUUGACCACUAUACCUCCGAUAGUCGCAACAAAAAUACAGAAAAAAGAUCCCGAUCGUAGUUACACGCCGCCAUUGGUGGGUACUUCGAAAGAUAAAGGUUCUUCCGCUACACCGCCAGCCUCUCCUAUGGGAUACAAAGCAAGUGCAACCGAUACCAUUAAAGAUAAACAAGCGGUAACCCAAAUGACUUUAGAAACUUUAAAUAAGGCACACAUCGGGAUGUCCAAGUCGGUAAUAGAUAGUGCUGCAAUAUGUAAAAUUGUACCGGAAUUAUCUUCGAAGAUCGACCUAAUGCCUUCGCCUCUCAAGACGCUGGAUGACGAUGGCGAUGAACCUUACAGUCCAGGUGAAAUGGAUGAAGAUGUUACGAAUACGCAAACGGUUAUACACGAUACUACCGAUGUAUUGUCGUCGGCAAAGAAUUCUACGGAGUUACAGAGAAAGAUGGACGAAUUAAAUAGACAAAUAGAAGAACAAAAACAACAAAUACAAAGCAUUAGCUCUUCGUUUCUCAAUGACGCGACACCUACUCUGCCGGGUUUGGGACUAGAUCCACCUGAUACAAAGGAUUCCGAAGAAGCUUACAGCCCUUCCGAUACGCGUUCGUUUACGCCACCGCCUCCAGGCAUUUCGAAAUUUGCCCAGCCAAUUCUCGAUAAAGUUUCGGAUAUAACGAUACCGCCGAAUUUACAAGAGAUUCUUGCAAACGUUAAACGACAAGAGUCCUCGAAAGUAGAUCCUUAUCUUCCGUCUAAGCCCAGUGCUACAUUUUUGACUACCGUUAAUUCUACAGUUUAUCAAAAUUCGGAAAAAUACUCUUCACCUUCUCAAGCCAAAGGACCAAAUUUAGCCAGAGCGAAUUCCGAAAAGGCAGCUUUCGCGGAUGUCUCACAGACUGCUCUUUCGAAAGAAAGCAAAAGUACGCUGAGUUCGCUCAGUGAUUUAGAUCUGAUAAGAAAAGCUGAAGAGGAAUUAGCUGCUGUCGCAGCUGCAUCUACAGCACCUAAUGUAUCCACUGUGCCUAUAUCACCUGUAGCGCCUUCCGGGACAAAUCUUAUAACGCAAACUUCUCCUGUUCCACCUACGCAAUGUGGUAAUUUGACGGCGUCUCCUACGCUUCAUCAGCCUAUGUUAUCACCUCCUAUUGCUCAUAUAGAAACCUCGUUUAAGAAGACCUUCAUGCCCGAACAACCAAAACCGCCGGGUCUUGAAGAUGAAGAUUUUCCUGCAUUUCCUUCAACACCACCGACAAUGGACAGUAUGUCAAAAAUAAUGCCGCGAUCGAAGUACGCUCAUAAAAGUGGUAUUGUGUUAAGUGUAAAGCGAAAAGUAUGCGAGGAUGAUAGUUCAUCUCCUGCAGUCAAAACUCCAAGGACAAAGUCGAGAUGGGGUCAAGGACCAUCGGAAUGAAAUUAUUCAGAAACUACUUCUUCGUACUAUGGAAGUACAAAAGGAAAGCAUUACAUCAUAUAAAAUAUAGUUAUGUUAUAGGUUACAGCGAUAAGACAAACUUAAGAGUUUGAAUGCUGUUGUCAAGAAUGUAGAAGGGAUGAGAAGAGAAUUUUGAGUAUGAAUGAAAAUUGUGUUAAAAGAAGAAAAUUCUCUCUUAGUAUGGUUAACAAAAACAAAAGACCCCGAAAUAUUCUUCAUUACGUCGUAAGAUGUAACUGAUACGAACUAACCUUUAAUUUUUACAUAACGAUCGUAUUUGAAAUAUUAAGAACGAUUUAAAUAAAAAUAUACAAAAUAUUUGCAAAAUUGAAGACAAAGUGCAAUGUAUUUUUGCAAUGUAUUUUUAAUCAUCACUUUAGAAUUGAAGUGUGAUUUUAAAAAAUAUAUAAUUUUCUUCUGCAUCCAUAAUGUAGAUAUAAAAGAUUGUUUAGAAAAUAAUAUGAAUGAUAUUUACAUUUUCUAUAAUUAUACUAAUCAUAAUAUUUCAUGAAAUCUUGAAAUAUUAAAAACCAUACUACAGUAGAAGAUUUUCUUCUCCAAGAAUUGGAAGUAGCUGUAGUAAAAACAGGAAUUGGAUGAUAAUAUUGCUGGUUCCUUGUGAAAAAAUAGCUUGGAAAUAUAUGAUAAAACUUUUUUGAUGUAAAUGUAAAGAUCUCUUAAUUUUCGGGAAAAAUGACUUUGAAAACUUGGAACAUACAUGACUCGAUUCAAUAGAAAAAUUUAAGAGGCGUAUCCUUUUGAUUUGUUAUAUAAUUAUUUAAGCAAAAUAUCAUAAAUGUAGAUGCCAACGCAUCGUUAUCUAUACAUGCUGUUAAUUUGGAUUGAAGUGUAUGUAUGUUCUAAGACAAACAAAGCCAUUUCUCUCCAAAAUAAAGAUUUAUAUUAAGAAAAUUUAUUAUCUGAAUAUUUGUUUUAUUUUUUCUUUUUUCUUUUUUUUUUUUUUUUUUUGUUUUUACAAGGAACCAUUUCCUUUCCUAGAUACGUCAUCAUUUCUAUCACCUCCCAUAUUUUGUAAAUCAUUGUUUUUACAAUAAGAUUUUUAAAGGGCAUCGUAAGUCACAAUUUGGGCCAAAAAAAAUUUGACUCGCGAUUCUUUGCGUUUUUACAUUUUUAAUUACAUAUUGGUUUGAAAACACUACUGUCUGAAAACAUCGAAAGGACAAUUGAAUUUGUCAUUAAGCACGUAUCUGUACAGAAAUAUAAUUACAUAUUCUUUAGUACUAAAAUUAUCAAAUCUAUACAAGCAGUAUACUUACAAAUGCUUAUCUUCUUUUAUUACUUUAUUUUAAAAGAUAUGUGCAUAUGUGAUCAAAUAAAAUAAAAUUCCAUAAAUUCUUUUUUGGAUAAUAUCCAAGCAUAACUGAUGUAAAUACCAAAGUAAAAAAGAGACGAGUGAGCAUAUAAGCAGAUUUAAUAAUUAUUAUACCGCUUGAAAAUGAUGCUUAUCUAUGUAUAUAGCUGAAUUGAAAGUUGUGUAAUAUAUUUUGUUAAAAGUUACCUGGGGAAAAAAAAUAAUGCCAGGUUAUCUAAAUCACGUUGAACAAUAUCAAUGUAUAUAAGUUAUACAAUGUUUCAUUUUAUUAAAAUUCAUUAAAAUUGGCUGUACAUUGUAAGUGAUAACUGAUAUAUAAGGUAUAUGAUAUAUUUUAUUGCCAGAUUUUAUUGAGAUAUCUUGUAAAUGUAAAAUAGUUUCAUAUGUGAAAUUUCUUUUUUAAGAAGGCAAAAAAAGAAUUAUUUUCCUUAUAAUUGCGUAAAAAAUUUGACAUUGUGUUUGGUCUUCCUAGCCAUCACACAAAUUACUGGUAAUAUAUAAAACUUCCAAAUGUAUUAUGUUAUAUCCCACAUAAAAAUUUCCAAAAUGGAAUACAUUUAAACCAAUAUCACCAAAGUUUAUAUAAUUGUUCCAUUUGGUACUAUGAAAAAUAGUUGAAUUUCAAUAUUUUUACUUGUUCUAUAUACAAACAUACCUACAUACAGUGCACAGAAUUCGUAUGCAUUGAAAAUAUUUAUCUUUUUUUUUUAUUUUAUUAUGAUAGCAACAAGAUAUUAGAUAAUUUAUGUUUAUACAUCUUUCUGAUGCAAAUCAAUGGUAUAGCUACAUAUAUUUUAAAUUAACGUUUUGUUAAUUUGAUUAAGUACGGCAUAAAAAUACUUGUUCUCAUACAUCAUAGCAUAGUUUCUGGUUUCUAGUGUAUUAUUAUACAGAAUAUAUACUAUUAUAUUAUCAAGCUAUUUAGCAAAUAACCAUAUAUGAAAGUAUCCAUACAUCUAGUGCAUUAUAAUCGAGUUAAUUUGCAUACAUUCUCAGAAUAUAUCUUUUAAUAUGCAAUAUGUUGUGUACACGUUUAGAAAGUAGUUAUUUUAAUAUCUACUUUUGUAUAUCCUUGGAUGAUACAACAAAAUAAACCAUAAUCUAUUACCACAAAUAA
Messenger RNA from Vespula pensylvanica (western yellowjacket), 9634 nucleotides. It is a transcript of the gene pps, whose product is annotated as death-inducer obliterator 1. Gene Ontology annotation, biological process: DNA-templated transcription. Gene Ontology annotation, molecular function: protein binding. The record is from RefSeq and is a predicted model, not a curated record. Gene Ontology annotation, cellular component: nucleus. The coding region runs from base 138 to 7163 and encodes 2341 amino acids. The transcript has 12 exons. NCBI's taxonomy places the organism in Eukaryota, Metazoa, Arthropoda, Insecta, Hymenoptera, Vespidae.